CGUCCUUGCUGAUUCUUUCCUUCCAAGCUCCUCACUUGUCAAGCUCCUCCAAACUCUUCCUCAACCUUGUUCUUACUAAUUAUUUAAUGUUCUUCUUCUGCUCUCUACAAACCUCCCUCGGUCUCUACACUUUCUAAUCUCACGUCCAUCUGUCCAUCUGUUUUGUGCUUCCCGAAGACGCAUGUCAGGAUUUCCUGAUCCUGACGACUUGGCCUCUGUUGCGACCUGGAACCGAGCUGCCGCGCGCCUCCUCCGUCAAACCUUGGAAAGAAUCAUGGCGUCGUCAGCAUCAACAACCACACCUGCGAAGCAUGUGACGCAAACCUUCGCAGACAGGGUGGCCAAUGUCAAGGUCCCCAAGAGCGACAUCCAUGCGCUGAUUCUAGACUACCUGACAAUGGAAGGCUACUCACAGACUGCUGCCCAUUUCAGCAAGGAAGCCAACCUCAUGCCGUAUCCAUCACAGGGGUCUAUCAAACUUCGUCAGCACAUACGGAAUUACAUACACAAGGGAAAUGUUAUGCCCGCUAUCGAGGCAUUGAACGACUUUGAUCAUGAGAUACUUGACCGAGACGCGGCGCUCCAUUUUGCUUUACUGCGCCUUCAGCUGGUCGAGUUGAUCCGGAAGUGUACGGCGACACCAGAAGGCGAUAUCAUCCCGGCGCUGGAGUUCGCAACCACAUAUCUUGCGCCCCGGGCACCGACUAAUCCACAGUUCCUGAGGGACCUAGAGGAUACGAUGGGUCUUUUAAUCUUCCCCCAUAAUGAUGAUCUCGAUCCUUCCCAUGUCGCGCUUCUUCAUCCUCAUCUGAGACGAGAUGUGGCGGAAAUGGUGAACGCGGCCAUUCUGAGCCGCCAGUCGCAACGAAAAGAAGCGGCCAUUCGGCAACUUUCCCGCAUGAGGGUGUGGGCCGAAGCCAGUGCGCGGGAGGCAAAGAAGCCAAUCCCGGAGAGGAUCGAGAUCCGCCCGGAUGGCUCACAACCCAGUGUGGAUCCCAUGCUCCUGUCGUAGGAAGCGAGAGCUGGCGCUGCGGCGUCUUAUACGAGACGAUGGGUGGAUGGGUUAUGGAUCGACGAAUUAUGACGGGUUUACGAGUAUCGAUGACCC
Messenger RNA from Sodiomyces alkalinus F11, 1108 nucleotides. RefSeq names its product ran binding protein in the microtubule-organising centre. Lineage: Eukaryota; Fungi; Ascomycota; Sordariomycetes; Glomerellales; Plectosphaerellaceae. Gene Ontology annotation, cellular component: nucleus; cytoplasm. Bases 182 to 1012 code for a protein of 276 amino acids. The transcript is spliced from 4 exons. The record is from RefSeq and is a predicted model, not a curated record. Gene Ontology annotation, biological process: proteasome-mediated ubiquitin-dependent protein catabolic process. Gene Ontology annotation, molecular function: protein binding.